UUCUUGGAUUAAGCUAAUCACGUUCGAUUUCCAUUUAAACGGACAAAACAGCGUGAUGGGAUAAGUGAGUUUUUUCUUAUACGGAGUUUUUUCUGCGAUAAUUAGUUCUCGCAGAAGAAUUAAUUAUCACAAGACCACCAAGGAAAUUGGUCAUUUAUUUAGAGAGUUGAAAGAAAAGAGAGAGAAUUUGGAGAGAUGGAAAUUUCUAUGUGUAUGUGUGGAAGACCUGAAAUCUUUGGUCAAAUUUCUAUGAGAACAGUACCAUUUUUAAGAAGAAGAGAAACUGGUUAUAAGGUUUCUAGUAUUAGAGCUUCAGUAGUGGAUUCUUAUGGAAGUUCUUCUUCAUCCAAGUUUGCAAAGAGAAUGGAGCAAGCCUGGGUUAUCUCCGAGCAACCUAGGCCAGUUGCCUGUUCAUCUUGUCACUCACAUGGGCACGUUGAAUGCAAAUGGUGUGGCGGUACUGGUUUCUUCAUUAUCGGUGAUAAUAUGCUUUGUCAAGUCCCUUCCAGAAACACUAGCUGUGUAAUAUGUACUGGGAAGGGUUCAAUGUGCUGCUCUGACUGUAAAGGAACAGGCUUCCGCGCGAAGUGGUUAGGUGAAUCUCCAACCAGUGAGUAGCAAAACUGCUUCCGGGAUUGUAUGAGGCUACGAGUAGCCAAGGAAACACCAGGACCUUGGGCUUCAGAUAAGUUCCAAAAGAAAUUCGUAAUAUUUCUGCUCCAGAUUCAUUUUUUUUCUUUUCUUAAGAAUGAUAAAAGAUCCAGGUACUGUAUAAAAAUCAGAUUCUUUCCAACACCAGGAAUCAAGUGCACAUAUUACUCUUAUAUAAAUACCAUGAUUGUAUAGUAAACUCUGGAAGUACAGGUGAAACACUUAAUUCCCACUAUUGCGGGACAAGGUUAUUGCUAAGACCCUAGAUAAUUUUUUAGUUUCUACA
Messenger RNA from Papaver somniferum (opium poppy), 937 nucleotides. RefSeq names its product protein PHOTOSYSTEM I ASSEMBLY 2, chloroplastic-like. The transcript is spliced from 3 exons. Bases 196 to 618 code for a protein of 140 amino acids. NCBI's taxonomy places the organism in Eukaryota, Viridiplantae, Streptophyta, Magnoliopsida, Ranunculales, Papaveraceae. The record is from RefSeq and is a predicted model, not a curated record.